AUGACUGCACAGCACAGCAUCUUCUGCCUGGACCUGGCCCGAGACUAUUACAUGGUUGAUUUGGUCCAUACUCUUCCAAAUGGUAACAAUGCCCAUUGCUGCUCCUUCUCCUUCGUCCGACAGAAUUACCGGAAGGAACUGCUGGAAAAGGAGACGGUUCUGAGUUCGUUUGAGGAUGAAACACAGCAAAAGUGGAAUGGUGCUACCGAAGUUGAGGACACACUAACUGGGAAGAAAUCUUAUUCCAAGAGAAGUCAUCGGCCGAUCGCCGUGGAGCGUUUUCUGUAUGGCAUUACCCCGGUAUUUGAAAAUGGAAACAAAACUGUUGGUGUUUAUGAAGGGUUGAAGAAAGAGCCACGUGGCAUGAUGAGGGGGAUGGCAGACCGGAUUUCUGAUAAUUGUAACAAGGAUCAAAACAGUAACGACUGUAACAAGCCGAAUGGCUGCCACGUUGAAGUCGAUGAUUAUGAGUAUAAAAUGGCAAAUCCGACUUUGGCCGGGGAAGAUGUGGUUGUGGCCAGGCGACCAUCAAGAAAAGUGAGGGGAGAAUCAUCGACGGAAAUCGAUGACACGACAGUUGGCCUGAUGUUGUCGUCUUCGGUGGAAAAGUGGCGUGAUGUCGUCGCCGGUGAAAGGAAACUCGAUGACAAUGGCAGCGGCAGCGAUGAAAGAGACUUAACCAUGCCGGGCAGAUUCAAAAGAAAAUUACUCUCCAUUGAGGGUGAGCAGCAGUCGGGUGAAGAAGUGGGGGUCAGUGAGGGCGAAGUUGAAUCAGCGUUUGAUUAUGACACUGAUAAGAGCCAUCAAAGUUUACGCUCAGGUUUGGGAGGAUUGGAGCAUUUUGUUGAAGGGAACGGAGACGGCGAUUACCUGUGGCACCAGGGCGUUUCCGGUGGCGAUGACGGCACUUCCGGGCAAACCGAUUCUUCUGAUCCCGCUGAUUCUUAUAAUAUGCGAAGAAAUGUGGAGCAGGAAAUGGAUCGGCACACUGUCAGUCAUGUGUUUGAUGAUGGCAACCGGAAGCGGAAGAGCAGUGAGUCUGGCUGGAAUGAUAAGAAAAUUUCCGUGAGCCUGAAUUCCGAUAAGCAGACCAUUUACCACCAACAUUAUGAACAUCAAUCGAAUGCGGUUUGCGAUUGUGCGCAACAGUGUUCGAAAGUAGAGAAGAGCGAAGAUGAGACAGCAAUGGAAAUGGCUGAUGUUAGUCCGACUGAAGAUGAGGAAAUUAAAACGGAUCAAGACAAUGAAGUUCCAGAAUCAACAGAUGAUCAAUCACAGGAAGACGAGUUGCAAGUGGAAACAACAACAACCGAACAAUCGGAGGCAGAACAUGACGAGCAGCCAAGUGCUAACCGGAAAGAGGUCUACAUAGAUUUAAAAAUUGGAUUUAAGAAUGUUAAUACCAGUCUAGAUCAACAAGAGGAUCCCAUCGAAUUCCACAAGAAAAUAGUAAUAAAACGGAGAAGUAAUCCAAUUGACCCAAUUCAAGAGGCAUCCUUUUCGCCACCGUUUCCCGUUGAUUUGAUUGAGGCCAUCUAUCAAUUAGUGGACCAGAAUGACGAUCUCCGGAGACACGUGGCCCCCCGGCUGCAGGACCGGUCCAAGGUGCUGUCCAAGGUGGCGGAGCUGAAUCAGAGGCGGAAGAUUAAUGACCGGUGGCCCUCGCUGACAGGUGACGAUACCCGGAAGGCUGUUCAGGCUGUUGGGCCGCCCAAUGAAGAGCCCGUAAGUAGUUUGGCUGAAAGUGCUGAAACUCAAGCUACAUAAUUCAAAGGAUAAAGCUGAAUAGAUGAAUUAAAAGUUUGGAACCGG
Molecule: messenger RNA, 1812 nt
Organism: Uranotaenia lowii
Lineage: Eukaryota; Metazoa; Arthropoda; Insecta; Diptera; Culicidae
Exons: 6
Coding region: 1-1767 (588 amino acids)
Source: RefSeq, a predicted model, not a curated record